Molecule: messenger RNA, 1350 nt
Organism: Emys orbicularis (European pond turtle)
Lineage: Eukaryota; Metazoa; Chordata; Testudines; Emydidae
Product: von Willebrand factor A domain-containing protein 5A-like
Exons: 10
Coding region: 67-1350 (427 amino acids)
Source: RefSeq, a predicted model, not a curated record
CGGUUUUGCUUUUCCAGCCUCUGCGCCACAGCCCGGGCUAGUGAAGAUCUCCGACCCCAGACCAAGAUGACGAGCUGCGGCCUCCUGAACAGUUCCAACAAGCCGGUGCCCCUUCGCAGCGGCUCGGUGACGGUGCUGAUCCGAGGCUUCGUGGCGGAUGUCAGCUGCGAACUGCUCUACAGGAAUGAGGAGCCGGGGCCCGUGGAGGCCGUGUUCGUGUUCCCCGUGGACGCCGAGGCGGCCGUCUACGCCUUCCAGGCCCGCCUGGGGGGCGCCUGCAUCGAGGCCCAGCUCCGCGAGAAGAAAAAGGCACAAGAGCUGUACGGGGACGCGCUGGCCGGGGGGCAGAGCUCGUUCUUGCUGCAGCAGGAGGGGACUGGGGGCGACGUUUUCAGCUGCUCCCUGGGUAACCUGCCUCCCGGGGAGGAGGCGGCGCUGACCCUGCGCUACGUCUGCGAGCUGCCGCUGGAGCCCGAUGGAGCCGCCCGCUACAUGCUGCCAGCUGUGCUGCGCCCCCGCUACACGCCCCAUGGUGAGACCCACAGAUACCCCUGCCACGUUAGCCUGCCUGGGUGGGACGGGGAGGACGUCACCCAGGGGGUCCCACGAGUCCCCCAGGGGGAGCUGCCCUACACCCUGAGCCUGAGCGUCACGCUGCAGUCACCCCAUGGCCUCGACCGCGUACUCUCCAACUGCUCCCUCACCCCCCUGAGCUACACGGCUGGGAACCGGACCACCGCCCAGGUGUCUCUGGCUGAGGCCCCCCCGUGGGACCGAGACGUGGAGCUGCUGGUGUAUUACGCGGAGCCGCACAAACCUAGCGCGGUGCUGGAGGUCGGGUUGCCCGGAGCAGAGCCAGGCUCCCUGAUGAGCGACCCGGCCGUGAUGGUGACCCUGCUACCCAGCCUGCCCGAGGCUGUACCAGGCCAGAGCUCGGCUGGGGAGUUCAUCUUCCUGCUGGACCGCUCCGGCAGCAUGGAGUGCCCCAUGGAUGGCCGAGACCGCUCCCCCCAGCGCAUCGACAGCGCCAAGGAGACCCUGGUCCUGCUGUUGAAGAGUUUGCCCCUGGGCUGUUAUUUCAACAUCUACGGCUUUGGGUCUCGGUUCGAGUCCUUCUACCCGCAGAGUGUGGGAUACACCCAACAGACCAUGGCCGAGUCCCUGCAGCGCGUCCAGCAGCUCCAGGCUGACCUGGGGGGCACCGAGAUCUUGGCGCCGCUACGAGCCAUUUACAGGAGCCCCUGCCGGGACGGGCACCCACGCCAGCUGUUCGUGUUCACGGACGGGGAGGUGGGGAACACCCAGGAUGUCAUAGCUGAGGUGCAGCGUCACCGGGGGGCCCACAGGUAA